Messenger RNA from Zea mays, 627 nucleotides. RefSeq names its product disease resistance protein Pik-1. The record is from RefSeq and is a predicted model, not a curated record. The transcript has 3 exons. NCBI's taxonomy places the organism in Eukaryota, Viridiplantae, Streptophyta, Magnoliopsida, Poales, Poaceae. Bases 48 to 491 code for a protein of 147 amino acids.
CAGUUUCCAAAUUAGCAAAUUAGCAAGCAACUGAGUGCAACAGAAACAUGAAGCAAAGGAUUGUGAUCAAGGUGCAGAUGACCUGCGACAAGUGCCGUAAAAACGCUCUGGCUCUAGCUUGCUCGACAUAUGGAGUGCAAUCGGUGGGGAUCGAGGGUGAGGAGCGGGACCACCAGCUCGUGGUGAUCGGCGACGGCGUCGACGCCACCUGCCUGGCGAGCGGCCUGCGGAAGAAGGUGAAGGCGGGCAGGGCGGACAUCGUGAAGGUGGAAGCGGUGGGCGACGAGAAGGAGGCGACGACGAAGGACGACGCGGCCGCCAGUAGUGGUAGUAAUCCUAAUCCCGUGGCCGGGUGGCCGCCGCAGUGGUACCCCUACCAUCCCGGCUACUACUGCCCAGGGCCGGGCGUCGUCCACCCGUACGCCGGCCACUGCCUUGUCGAAGACCCUUGCGCCGACGACGAGGCUCCGUGGCGGUGCACCAUCAUGUAGCAGGGCACUCAUCGAUGGAGUGUAGUAUAGGCACUAGGCAGCAGCAUCUGAUCAGUCUCUUCGACCAGUAGAGGGGAAAAAGUAUUUCACUACCACGACAUGAGAUGCAAGAAAAACAUUUUUCCAUAUUCGUAAA